UGCACAGUGAUUAUAUUGCAUAGUGUUUGGAUUAUAGGUCGUGCAGUUUCAUUCUACAGCAACAGAUACAUGCCAUUCUGCAUUUAUGAUUUAUAAUUCAGUCAAUGGAGGAUUUUCGGCUUGGACUCCAUGGAUAAAAUGUUCGGAUACGUGCGGAGAUGGGACCAGAAGCCGGUAUCGGCUUUGCAACAAUCCCCCACCACAGUACGGUGGGGCUGAGUGUAAUGGGGACUUGUCUAGCUUCGAUGCAUGUUCUAUACAGAAGAUAUGCCCAAAUAUUUGGUGUUACCAGUGCAAUAGCAGUGAUAACAAUCACUGUCACAAAAAAACUUCGAUGACUCCCAGUACGAUUACAACAAAAUAUACAUUGCUCCUGACAGACAAGCAUGUGAGAGAUGCACACAGGGAAUCAAGGAUGGCGUCUACCACAGAGGGUGUACAUCGUCCGCAGAUGAAUAUGGAUGUUCCUUUGAUUUUUGCAACCAAGCCUCCUGUAUGAACACGGCAGCGUUCCUUCUGUUUAUGAAACUGUAUUUAGUAUAUAUCUUGCUUUGAAAUAUACUUCUUCAAGAGGUAGAUACAAUAAUAACAUGGAAACUACAGAGACAGCCCCAGCAGCUAACAAUUUUAUAGAAAAUCAUCACAACUUUAAGGACUUUCACACACUAAAAUAAAAACGAUAUAGAAAAAGAAAACACAGCAAAAAGAAAGCUGAAUACCUUUUGCAAGACAUUUGCAUGCAUCUCUAAUUAAUAGAUGACUACUCAUUUUCCAAUGAAUUAUUGAAUUGUUAUGCUUUUUGUUUUGUUUUGUUUUCAUCGUUUUUCAUUUCGUUUAACUUCCUGGUUUAUACGACGAUACAAUCAAGAAGAGACUGUAUAGAAACAUGAUUUUAAAUCGGCGAGCCUGAUCGCAUAGAUGUGUUAUGUAGGAUACAUUUGAGGAGUUGGCACUGUUUAUCCGCCUUGAUUUUUUGGUGAUGGAGGUGAUUUCUGUAUCUGCAGCAAAUUGUAUAAAUGUUUAUAUUAAGAUAUAAGUUAACACAACUAUUUAAAGACUGGUCAAUAUUAAUCAAAUAUAUCCUAAUAUACCAAAUUGUCGUUUAAAUGUUCUUACCUUACUAAAGAUAACCUGUAGACGACUUAUCCUUUACACUUGUUUCUGUAGUUUUACAUUUUGUAAUAGCAAAAUGAAACAAAAUGACGCAACCCGAAACCAUUAUGUGUACAAAAUACGUAAAAAAUUAAUCAAACGUGUGGAAGUUUUAUUUAUUUCACUGUGCAUGUAUGGUCUUUUCUACUUUCUGGUUUGUUUGCUUUAACAUGCAUAUAUUAUAUAGACAAAUGUAUUUAUGAAGCUUUUAGUUGUUCGGGUAAUUUUUACAAAGUAUUUUAAGAAAGUAUUUCAAGAAAGUCAGUGUAUCUAUCUCAAGGACUUUAAUCAAUGCACUUUUUUUGAUAGGAUUAGUAAAUUCCAGAGUAUAAAUAAACUAUGUAG
Molecule: messenger RNA, 1497 nt
Organism: Mya arenaria
Lineage: Eukaryota; Metazoa; Mollusca; Bivalvia; Myida; Myidae
Product: A disintegrin and metalloproteinase with thrombospondin motifs 14-like
Exons: 3
Coding region: 86-499 (137 amino acids)
Source: RefSeq, a predicted model, not a curated record